AUGGCAAAUAACAAAACAAAAUGUUUUACGUGUAAUAAAGAUAAAAUAACAUAUCCAUGUGAAGGAUGUUCAAAACACUUCUGUUUAAUGGAUUUAAUAGAACAUCGUCAAAUAUUAAAUGAUGAAUUACAUCAUAUCACCAAUGAAUAUAAUGAAUUUAAACAAACAAUGAAUGAACAAAAACAAAAUCCACAAAAUCAUUCAUUAAUGAACCAAAUUAAUCAAUGGGAAAUAAAAUCAAUUGAAAAAAUUCAACAAAAAGCACAAGAGUAUCGCGAAAUCUUCACUAAAUCAUUACAAACAUGUAUUUAUGAUAUUGAAAUGAAAUUUAAUGAUUUGCGUGAACAAAUAAAACAAUUUCAACAAGAAAACGAAUUUACUGAAACUAACUUAAAUUAUUUAAGGAGUCAAUUAAAAGUGAUUACACAAGAACUAAAUUAUCCAUCAACUAUGUCUAUUCAACAAAAUUCACAACCGCUCAUUAGUGAAGUUUCAAUUAUUUUAUCGAAAAAACCAACAUGGAACAAAUGGAAACAAAAUGCCAUCACUGUGGCCGGUGGACAUGGACAGGUACAAAAGUUAAAUCAACUGUAUUGCCCUCUUGGAAUCUUUAUUGAUAAAAACAAAAAUAUUUUCAUUGCUGAUUGUGCAAAUCAUCGUAUAGUUGAAUGGAAAUGUAAUGCAAAAGAAGGAAAAAUCGUUGCAGGUGGAAAUAGGACAGGAAAUCGAAUGAAUCAACUGAAUUAUCCAACUGAUGUGAUUGUUGAUCAACAAAAUCAUUCGAUCAUCAUUGCUGAUCGAGGAAAUAGGCGGGUGAUCCAAUGGUUGAAUCAAAAUCAGCAAAUUCUUAUUGACAAUAUUGACUGUCAUGGUUUGGCAAUGGAUAAACAUGGAUUUCUUUAUGUUUCUAAUUAUAAGAAGAAUGAAGUGAAACGAUGGGAAAUGGGAGAAUACAAUGAAGGAAUUGUGGUGGCAGGUGGAAAUGGGUGCGGAAGUCAACUUAAUCAACUCAGUUGUCCUACUUUUAUCUUUGUUGAUGAAGAUCAAACUGUAUAUGUAUCAGAUUACAAUAAUCAUCGUGUGAUGAAAUGGAGAAAAGAUGCAAAAGAAGGAAUAGUUGUGGCUGGAGGAAAUGGUAAAGGAGAAAAUCUAAAUCAAGUGUCUAAUCCUAAAGGAGUAAUUGUUGAUAAUUUGGGUCAAAUCUAUGUGGCAGAUUCUCAGAAUCAUCGAGUGAUGCGUUGGUGUGAAGGCAAAGAAGAAGGUGAAAUUGUUGUUGGUGGACAAAGUCGAGAAAAUCAAUUGAGUCAUUCUCAUGGUUUAUCUUUUGAUGAUGAAGGAAAUCUUUAUGUUUCUGAUGAUUAUAAUCAUCGAAUUCAAAAAUUUGAAACCAUCUUGUAA
Messenger RNA from Adineta steineri, 1398 nucleotides. The record is from the annotation of a GenBank genome assembly. Lineage: Eukaryota; Metazoa; Rotifera; Eurotatoria; Adinetida; Adinetidae.